This is a messenger RNA of Morchella sextelata, 1026 nucleotides long. RefSeq lists its product as uncharacterized. The record is from RefSeq and is a predicted model, not a curated record. The transcript has 3 exons. NCBI's taxonomy places the organism in Eukaryota, Fungi, Ascomycota, Pezizomycetes, Pezizales, Morchellaceae. Gene Ontology annotation, cellular component: mitochondrial inner membrane. Gene Ontology annotation, biological process: monoatomic ion transport; mitochondrial transmembrane transport. The coding region runs from base 1 to 1026 and encodes 341 amino acids. Gene Ontology annotation, molecular function: monoatomic ion transmembrane transporter activity.
AUGUCUUCCUCAAUUCCUGGUACCCGCGAUCUCCCCGUCUCCCGCUACGACCUCAGCACAUACUGGGGCCGUGUCCUCCACUCCGCAGACCUCUGCGACCCACGCACUCUCUUUACCAGCUCUGCGACCCUAGAAGCCUCCAAAAUGCUUCUCACGCAAUACAAGACGGGCGCCCUCCCCCCCGCCAUGACAUCCGACCUCUGGGCCGCCAAGAAGCUCUGCGACUCCACCCUCCACCCCGACACUGGCACACCCGUCUUCCUCCCCUUUCGCAUGAGCUGCUUCGUGUUCAGUAACCUCAUCGUCACCGCGGGCAUGCUGCAGCCAAAUCUCACCACGCGCGGAACCCUGGCGUGGCAGGUCGCAAACCAGACGCUCAAUGUGCUCAUCAACACGUCGAACGCGAACAAGUCUUCGCCGCUGGGCCCCGCACAGCUCGCAGGAAGCUUCGCGCUCGCGGUUUCGGCGAGUUGCGGUGUCGCCGUGGGUCUAGGAAGGGCCGUUGCGAAGCUGAAGGUGGGCGCGGGGACAAAGGUCCUCUUGACCAGGCUGGUGCCGUUUGCGGCGGUUGCCUCGGCCGGUGUGCUGAAUGUUGCGUUGAUGCGCGGCGGGGAGAUUCAGAAUGGAAUCGACGUGUAUCCGGCCAAGGCGCCGGCCAAGGCGAAGACGGGGGCCGUGGAGCUGGUCGAGGAGGAGGCGCCGAAGGAGAGCUUGGGGAAGAGUCGGAAAGCGGCGGUGAUCGCCGUGGCGGAGACGGCGGUCAGCAGAGUGUUGAAUGCGACACCGAUUAUGGUGGUGCCGCCGUUAGUGCUCAUGAGGUUACAGAGGAGCGCGUGGCUGAAGAAGAGGCCGGCGUUGGUUACGCCGGUUAAUAUUGGCCUUAUCUUUGCAACAUCAAUCUUUGCGCUCCCGCUUGCGCUGGGUGCAUUCCCGCAGCGCCAGGCGGCGAAGGCUACAAGCCUUGAGAAGGAGUUCUGGGACAAAGGCGGCGAGAGCGGUAUGCUCGAAUUUAAUAGGGGGAUCUAG